AUGACUCAAGAGUAUUGCUUGCAGGUGCUCAACAACAAUAUUGAGGUUGACGGCGAGUCUGCCGCUGAGGCGUCAUCUCAGCCAUCGGCCAAGCGAGUCAGACUGUCGUCACCGGCCUCCGACAACAUCAAGCCCGUCUUCGGACACCUCGACGUCGCCUUGAAUACCGACGACUCUGGAGAUAUAACCGUCAAUAUUAGCAACACUAGACGCCUUGGAAAGCCCGUGAUCGAUCAUAUCUCGGAUGAGACUUUCGCUUUUCAUGGAUCACGUCAGCAAGUCCAUGCCAUGAUUGACAGAAUUCUCGACUACAGCGGGAAUGCCAUCAUCACAGGCAUUGUGAGCCUCCGACCCGAUACCAGCGAAGUAGCACCCCAGUUCAAGACACCUACGACAACCAAAGUCGUGGAUUUGACAGCUACAGUCAUAGAACCACGCAUACCUACAGUCGAGAGUCCGGCGACGUUUGCUGCUACGGAGACAAAGACAUCUCCCAGUAAGAGGCCAUCGACACCUGCGGUCACCCACGAGUCUCAGCAGACACCCAAAGUUCCCAGCAUCCCCAAGCCAUUUGCGCCGCAGAAUUCAUCGCUUGUUCUCUCUCGGGGUCAGCUGAAGACUGCGUGGAAAGACCGGAUGUUUGGUGGACGGCGGACCAUAAAGUUACAGACCCUGCUGAAGACAUUCCCCGAGAACAACCGUCCGAAUCCUUCUGUGGAGUGCAUGGUGCUUCAGAAUUUAGCUGGAAGGAAGCCUGACAUAAUGGUCGACGAACUCGAAGACGCUGCACAUGCUUUUAUGCUUAAAAUCUUCAAGCGUAACUUGCAGAAGAACAUCCCCCGAAUCGGAGAGGAUUGGAUGCAUUUCCAGAUCUGGAGACAACUUUGGUUUUACCCAGAUGGCGUUCAAAAGGCCAACUUCCCUUGGGCUGAGAUGGAACCCAAGUCGUAUUCUGAGGGCAUUCCCGGCCCAGCUUACGCGUGGGUCAUCAAGCACAACGGGGUUGGGCUUGGCGAAAUUUUUUCUAGUCUUCAAUUGACACCGCGAAAGACUGGUAUGAACAUGGCUACGAGGUUCAGCAAGUCAAUCACCAAGCGCGAGGUUCUCGUCUGCCUGACUGUGAUCCGGUACUUCAUCAUGGCUUUUCGCUCUUCAUGA
This is a messenger RNA of Colletotrichum phormii, 1158 nucleotides long. RefSeq lists its product as uncharacterized. The coding region runs from base 1 to 1158 and encodes 385 amino acids. Lineage: Eukaryota; Fungi; Ascomycota; Sordariomycetes; Glomerellales; Glomerellaceae. The record is from RefSeq and is a predicted model, not a curated record. The transcript has 4 exons.